Emiliania huxleyi CCMP1516 is the source of this 5754-nucleotide messenger RNA. RefSeq lists its product as hypothetical. The record is from RefSeq and is a predicted model, not a curated record. The transcript has 20 exons. NCBI's taxonomy places the organism in Eukaryota, Haptophyta, Isochrysidales, Noelaerhabdaceae. The coding region runs from base 1 to 5754 and encodes 1917 amino acids.
AUGGCGGAGGGCUCCUCGUCCGACCCACCACCCGGGUGGGAGCGCCUGGACAAGUACGCAAAGGACAUUCGCCGCGCGCUCGAGGACGGCGACACCGCGGCGAUGGGAGAGGAGCUCGAGACGCCAGUCUCUCGGCUGCUGGCCCUUGAUGUGGAGGGCGCAAGUCUGCAGCCACACGUGGCUGACGCGCUGCGUCUGGCGCAGUACGCGCUGCGCGGCUCCGAGGCGGUGCACUCGGCGGAGGAGGACCUGGACGACGUGCGGCUGAGGAACAAGGACCUGCUCAAGGACCUCGCGCGCAAGGAGGAGCGGGAGGAGGACCUGCGCCGCGACCUCGACAAGCUGCGCACCCGCACGCGCGAGGAGGGCGACGAGAAGCGGCAGAUGGAGGAGGACCUGCGGGCGAGCGCAGCCGCGAGGAGGAGCGGGCCGCGGCUGCAGGACCAGCUCUCUGCCGCGGAGAAGGCGGAGGGCGAGCAGCGGUCGCGCGUGGCCGAGCUCGAGGCGGAGCUCGAGGAGGAGGAGAAGGAGCAGGAGGCGCUCACCGCCGAGUACGACGCCGCCAUCGCGCAGCUCAAGGCGGAGGUCCGCUCCCGUGGCCGCGCCCUCGAGGAGAAGGACGCGGCGCUGCGGCAGGCCGAGGCGAGGGCGCAGGCGGCGGCCGAGGGCUCCGCCCUCGCCGCGCGCGAGGAUGUGAUCGUCGAGCUGCGCGCGCGGAUGGCCGAGUACGAGGUUGGCGUGUACGGGCUGCGCGAGGCGGCGCAGGAGACGGAGCGCGUCAAGGGGACGCUGGCGGCGCGCGACGAGGAGGUGCGCGCGCUGAUGGCGCAGCGCAACACGCGCGAGGGGCAGCUGGCCGACUUGGCCGAGGAGGUUGCGUGGCUGAGGCAAAAGGCGGGCGUGGAGGAGGGGGCGGGCACCGGCGUCGACCUCUCGCAGCUGCGGCUCAAGCACCAGGUCGAGCUCGAGAAGCUGCGCGCCGCCAACAUGGGCCUCGAGGAGGAGCUCUCCGAGCUCGAGGAGGAGCGGCUGCGCCUCAAGAAGCAGCUGCGCGUCAAGGCGCUCGGCCGCGGCGAGCGGGCAGCCCUGCUCGAGGUGCCCGUCGAGAAGCUGGCCGCCCUCGAGGAGAUGGCCUCCGCCCUGGACCAGGACCCGGACUUCGAGGGCGCGAGGGCCGACCUGGCGGCGGCGGCGGCGGAGCUGCAGGCGGCCGAGGCUCGCGCUCGCGCGGCGGAGCGCUCGCGCGUCUCUGCGGUGACCGACAAGCAGCAGCUCGAGGCGGACGUCGCCACGCUCACCGCCGCGCACACCGGCGGCUCGGCGCAGGCGGCGGCGCUGCGCGAACUCGUCGCCGAAGCGGACGGCGGGCUGCGCAGCCUCACCGCGGCUCUGAGGGAGGCGGCGGCGCCAGAGGCGCCGCCGAAGCGCGUCGCCGCGGCCGCGGCCUCUGUGAGCGAGCUGACGGGCGCCAAGCGAGACGCCUCCAUCUCUCCGACCCGCCUCAAGAAGACGCUCGCGCAGUCCGAGGAGCCGGCGGAGCUGCUGCUCGCCGCCGUGAGCGCGCAGCUGCUCGAGGCGCGCGCCAUGCUUGCGCAGCGCGAGGCCGAGGCGGAGGAGAUGGGGCGCGAGCUUAGCGGCUACGCGGCCUCGUACAAGCGCGUGGCCGAGGCGCACCAGCUGCUGUACGCGUCGCACGUGCGGCAGGUGGGCGAGCUGGGCGACAAGCUCGGCAAGGCGGAGGCGCGCGCAGAGGGCGCAGAGGCGCGCGUCGCCGACGGGGCGGCGCAGAUCGAGACGCUGUCGGCGAUGGCGGCGGCGAUCGAGGCGUCGGACGAGGAGGAGCAGCGGGCCGCCCUCGCCUCGAUGGGCCGCCGCCUGACGGCGAUCCGCGUCAAGGAGCUGCAGGCGGACCGGCAGCUGCGCGCGCAGGCCGCGGGGGCGGAGCACGAGGCGGUCGCCCUGCGCGCCGAGGGUGCCACCCUGCGAGAGCAGCUCGCAGUCUCGCAGGCCAGCGCGCACGCCGCCGCCCAGGCCGCCGCCGAGGCCCACACCGCCCUGCUCCACUUCCAGCCCUCUCAGGCUGCGGCGCUCAGCCGCGCCGAGGCGGCGGAGGGCGUGCUCUCCCGGGCUCAGGCGGAGCGCGCGGCGUUCGCCGAGCGGCUUCAGGUGGUCGAGGCGCCGGUGGCGGAGAUGCGAGCGGAGCUGCUCUCGGCGCAGGAGCGCGCCGUCGCUGCCGAGGCGGCGCUGAAUGCCGCAAAGGCGGCGUCCGCCGCCGGCGGCGGCUCGACAGAGGCUGGCGGCUCUGCCCGCGAGGUGGCGGCGCUGGAGCUCGAGCUGUCUGUGGUCCGGGCGGAGCUGGCUAGCUCGCGGGAGACGGAGCGCAUCGCUGCGAGCCAGGCGGCCGAGCUUGCGGCGCGCGCGCAGCUGGACGAGAAGGAGAACGCCGCCUUGCGCGCGGCGACGCUGCAGCUGCAGGCUGCGUCCGACGAAGGGGUCGAGCUCGGCGCGAUGCAGUGGGAGGUGAUCACGGCCAAGCGGGAGGCGGGCGAGGCGCAGCAGAGAGAGGCGGCGGCGCGGGGCCGGCUCCACCACGUGCAGGCGGCGCUGCACCGCGCGCACCUCGAGAUCGACGCGACCGCCGCCGCCGGGCACGACGCGGCGGCGCGGCUCGCCGUCGCAGAGCAAGAGCACAGUCGCGCCCUCUCCGAGGCUCGCGCGCAGGCCGCGUCGAACGUGCCGCUGUCGCAGCUCGAGGCCGCCACCGCCAAGGCGACGGACGCGGCGCGGCGGGCGGCGGAGGCGAUGAGCGCCGCGCGCGAGGCGGCGGGCGAGCGCGAGGCGCUCGAGGGCCGCACGCCAGAGGAGGCGGCGGAGCGUGUGACGCUCGCUCAGCUGGCGGAGGAGAAGACCGCGCACAAGGACAAGGCGAGCCUGGCCGCACGCCAGGCGGCGCGUCGGGAGGCGUCUCUCCUCUCGGAGCUCUCGGAGAUGCGCGCCAAGGUCUCGCAGGCGGCGCUGCAGGCGGGAGCGCCUGCGAGCACUCCGACGGAGGAGGCGCCGCUCGCCUUCCGCAGCCGGAGCCGGCUGGUCCACACGCCUCUGCCGGUCGAGGGCGAGGCGGAGGCAGCCACUGCUGCCGGCGGCGGUGCGGAAGCCGCCGAGAGCGAGACCGUGCUCGAGCUGCAGGCGCAGUUGGCGGCGAAGCAGAGCGACCUCACCUUUGCCCAGUCCGAGCUCAACUCGGCCAAGGCGGAGCUCGCUGAGGCGCGUGCGGAGCUCGCGGCGGAGAGCGAGGCGCUCGCUCGCAAGGUGGCGCUGAUCGGCGAGCUCCAGGAGGGCCACGCCGCGGAGGCACGCGAGGCGGCGGAGAGCGAGACGAUCCGCGGGCUGCACGCAAAGGUGCGGCGGCACGAGGAGAGCGAGGAGCGGUACCGCGGCAUGCUCGAGGCGUCGCGCGAGGCGCUGCGCAAGGAGAAGGCCGCCGGCGCGGCCGAGGUGGAGCGGCUGCACGAGCGGCUCUACCAGCUGCAGCACUCCGGGAUCGUCGAGCUGCAGUCCGAGCUCGCCAAGGCGGACGAGGCGCCGAAGGUGAGGGCGGCGGCGGGCUCGGCGCUGCCGUGUGAGCAGCUCGAGGAGCUGCUCGUGGAGAAGGACGCGGUGAUCGCCAAGCUGACGGUCGACGCCGAGGGGGCGGGCCGCGAGGCCGCCUCGCUGCGGCAGCGGGUCGAGGAGCUGCGGCAGCGGCUCGAGGAGCAGGCCAAGGAGAUGGAGCGGCUCGGCUCGGCGGUCGAGGCGGAGCGGCGGCGUGAGCCAACCUCGGCGAUGAGCUCGCAGCUCUCGCAGCUCCGCUCGAUGGCGCGGCGCAAGGACUCGGAGCUGAGCCGGAUGCGGGGCGCGAUGGCGGAGCUGCGCGAGGAGAUGCAGCUCGUCGCCAAGGAGAACGCCGAGCGCGCCGCGCGCGCCGACGAGCUCUCCACUCGGCUCGAGGCGCGGGCGGCGGACCAAGCGGCAGAGGAGCGGCUGGGCGAUCGGCUGACGGUGCUGCAGGAGCGGCACACGAAGCUCAUCAACGAGACGCGCAACCUCAAGGCGCGCGAGGAGGCGGCGCGCGCGCGCGCCGAGGCGCUCGAGCCGCAGCUGCUCGAGGCAGAGGGCCUCGCAGCGCGGCAGGCGGAGGAGGCGGCGCGGAUGCGCGCCCUCGUGAGGGAGGCGGCGGGCCGCGCGGAGCGGGCCGAGCAGGCGAACACGACGCUCGCCUCGCAGCUCGCCCUGCGCACGCACGCGCUCAACACGAUCGAAGGGGCCGACGUCGAGCGCGCGGCGGACGGGGGAGAGGACGUCGAGGCGGCCAAGGUGAGGAAGGUGGAGGCGGCCCGUGAUCUGGCGGUCGCCGAGGCGAACCGGCUCCGCUCGCAGCUCCGGCAGGCCGAGAAGCAGCUGCACCAGCUCAAGGCAGCGGCCGCGAGGUGGGAAGCGGAGAAGCGGCUGCAGCGGCGGCUCGAGGUGCUUCGCUCCAAGCUGCAGGACAAGACGGCGCAGCUCUCGGAGGCGCAGGCGGAGCUUGCGCGCACGCGGGAGCAGCUGGCGGAGGCUCUCGCACGCGAGGAGGGGACGCGCCGGCUGGCGACCCGCGCACAGGAGGCGGCGGCGCGCCACGGGGUGGAGAAGUCGAGCGCGGUGGCGGAGGCGCUCGAGGAGAUGCGCUCGCGCGAGGCUCUCUCACGCGAGCUAGCCGCAGCGCAGCAGGCGCUCCACGAGGCGACGGCCGCUCCCUCCGGCAAGGCUGCGGGCCAGGCCACGGGGGGCGCGAGGGUGGGCGACCUCACCGCAUACCAGGCCGUGCUCCUCGCCGCAAGCAGCCAGUCGGGCCGGGCCGGUGGCGGCGGCGGCGGGCGAGGCCGCGGCCGAGGAGGUGGCGCGGCGGGCGGCGGGCGGGAGGAGGCGAGUGCCGUCGUGGAGCGGAUGGGGCGAGUGGUGCAGCGGCUGCAGGCGGAGAACGCGGCGCUGCAGAAGAAGACGGUGAGCAACGUCGAGCACGUGCGGCUGACCAAGGAGGCCAAGGCGCACAAGGCGCGCGCCGCCGCGCUGCAGAUCGAGCUCGACGCGGCGGCGGCCAAGGCGGCGGCGGCGCGCAGCGAGAUUGAGCGCGCGGGCAAGUACUGCCGCGAGCGAGACGAGGCGCGGAGAGCGCUCAAGGCGGAGGAGGCGCGCAGCGAGGCGCUCGGCCAGAGGCUCUCCGACGAGGCGCAGGCGCGCGCCGCGGCGGAGGAGGCGCUGGCGGCCGCCGGCGCGACGGGCGCGGGCGACGCGGCGGUGGAGCGGCUGCAGGAGGCGUUGCGGGAGGCGCGCGAGGAGCUGCUCCACAAGGGAGGCCAGGUGGUGGAGCUGGGCACGCAGCUGCAGGAGGCGCUCGCCGCCGCAGACGAGGCGACCCGCCGGGCCGAGGUGCUCUCUGCCGACGGCGGCCGGAUGGCGGCGGAGCUGGAGGCGGCCCAGCAGCGAGCCCUCCAUGCCGCGCAGCCCUCUCUUGAGGAGGGCCGAGGCGGCGAGUACGCCAACCGGCUGGAGGCUGCGCUCGCGCAGCUCCACACCGAGCACGAGGCACUGCGAGCCGAGCGCAACGCGCUCGCGGAGGAGCUGGCCGCGCUGACGCCCGAGUUCUUCGAUGAGGUCGAGGACCUCAAGUACAACUACGCGCAGGCGCAGGCCGAGCUCGAGCGGCUCGAGCUCAGCGUGUACGUAAUCGUGAGCUAG